UGUCAUUGGUAGUUCGUGUCUCCGUGGCCACCCCUGUGGAAGUUCUCACAAAUGUUUCUUCUCCGCUGCCCCAGAUCAUACAUGGCUCAUGUGGAGGAGGCAGCCCGCCGGUUGUCCAAAACUGGGUCAACCCUCUACGCAGUGCUGGAGCUUAAGAAGGGUGCCUCACCUGAAGAUGUGAAAAAGGCCUACAGCCAUUCCCCAUCCUCUCCCCCCACUCCUUUUGGGUAUUGCCUGGGUAGGAGACUGGCCUUGAAGUAUCAUCCAGACAAGAAUCCAGGGGACCCUCAAGCAGCAGAGAUAUUCAAAGAGAUCAACACAGCCCACGCCGUACUGAGUGACCCUAAGAAGCGGAAAAUUUACGACCGGCAUGGCUCAUUGGGCAUUUAUAUAUACGAUCACUUUGGCGAAGAAGGUGUGACCUACUACUUUACGAUGAAUAGUUGUUGGUUCAAGACACUUGUCCUCCUGUGUGCUCUGCUCACCUGUUGCUGUUGCUGUUGCUGCUGCUGCUUUUGCUGUGGAACACUUCGACCGCCACCCGAGGAAGUAGCGAAGAGAAAAUAUGAGCCAAAUGUCCAGAACCAGCCUCCAAGAUCAGGUGAGAACCCCAGACAGGAGCUGGGGUAAGAGCUGGAUUAGGG
Phacochoerus africanus (Common warthog) is the source of this 644-nucleotide messenger RNA. RefSeq names its product DnaJ heat shock protein family (Hsp40) member C5 gamma (gene DNAJC5G). The transcript has 3 exons. Lineage: Eukaryota; Metazoa; Chordata; Mammalia; Artiodactyla; Suidae. The record is from RefSeq and is a predicted model, not a curated record. The coding region runs from base 52 to 630 and encodes 192 amino acids.